AUGGAGACCGGGACCUCUCGUCUCGCUGAUGAAUCUGAAGAUAAUGGACUCGGCAAGUACCCCAAUCGCGAGAGCCCUGAGGUCGAAGGAGAGCCUCAUGUUCUCCCGGGCACCAAUGCAGCUAUUGCAGCUGUCGUCAACGAUAUCCAGAACGCCGACACCACGAAGGCGUCCAAGGUUAUUAGUUCAACCAGUGCCAUGAACUCUUCGCUUGGGAGCGCACUUAAUAUCGACACCUCAGGCCCGGUCCAUCCCAAGGUAAAGAAGCGCAGCUCCCGAAAGGAGCUGAAACGAGCCGUUGAUACCAUCGGCAACAGCCUAACAGCCAUUUCGGCAGGCCAAUCUCUCCAGCUUCAGGACCAAGCAGGUCAACUUCGCGAAUGCCACGAAAAUCUCAACGACCACUCCAGUCAGCUUCGAGAGCAGUCCAACCGUUUUCAAAACCUCGAUGACCAACUCCGCAGUCACUCCGACUUGCUUCAGAAGCAAGAAAUCACUCUAAAUCAGCUCCGUCAGGACAACCGAGCCCUCCGAGGCAGCCUACAACGGGUACUUCAGUCCCUUUCCCAGGUCAUCACUAUACUCCGGAAGUCGAACAAGGGCGACAAACGGGCGCUCAGGUCAACAAAGAAGCGUGCCGAGAGGGAGCUGAAGGAGUUCAAGUCGGCAGACAAGACCACCAAGGUCCUGAAGCGAAGUCUCAAGAGCUUGGACCGUGUCCUGACACCCGCAGACGUGGUUGGUGUUCAGCAGGUGGCCGGCGGCAAAAGUGAGGGCCAGGAACAAGAGGGUUGA
Colletotrichum higginsianum IMI 349063 is the source of this 795-nucleotide messenger RNA. RefSeq lists its product as uncharacterized. The coding region runs from base 1 to 795 and encodes 264 amino acids. The transcript has 2 exons. Lineage: Eukaryota; Fungi; Ascomycota; Sordariomycetes; Glomerellales; Glomerellaceae. The record is from RefSeq and is a predicted model, not a curated record.